Branchiostoma floridae (Florida lancelet) is the source of this 6083-nucleotide messenger RNA. RefSeq lists its product as uncharacterized. The coding region runs from base 306 to 2240 and encodes 644 amino acids. NCBI's taxonomy places the organism in Eukaryota, Metazoa, Chordata, Leptocardii, Amphioxiformes, Branchiostomatidae. The record is from RefSeq and is a predicted model, not a curated record. The transcript is spliced from 13 exons.
AACACGUUUCUCUAGAAGUCAGACCGCAUCCUGACUUCUACGAAAUGUUUUGAAUAUUUACACCCCUUGAACCUCCUCCAUACGACUUUCAACCAACCCAGAGCGAGUGGAGUUGACAUGAAAGUCGUCUGACAAGGAUACGAAUGUUAUUUUUAGAUGACUGACAGGAGAAAACGGUAUAAAACGGCCCGCGUUCCCCGCGCCUUCAGACAGCCGACCCGGGAGGAACAGGUGGUGGUGAGAGCAGGAUCAACAAACUUCUGGUGUCACACACUUGGCGAGAUUUCGGGAGAAGAAAACUCAUCAUGAGGGUCCUCUGUGCCAUCUUCCUCGGAAGCACGCUCCUUCUCACUGUCAGCAGUGCAGCUGUCAGUGACGACAUAAAGGCAGAUGUGGCCGAGAAUGCGGACGCCAGCCUUCUCCAGUUACUGAAAGAAGUAACAGCAGACAGCAGCACACAGCAAGGAGCUUCCGAUGAAGUUGGGAGCAUUCUUGAUGAUCUUCGGGAAAUAGCAGAAGAAAACGACCUUGUUCCUAUGGAAACUGAUGACGGAACUAACAUGACGAAAGGUUGUGAGGGGCAUCAGGACGGAGAUCAGUGGGGCACGCCUGAGCAUGAGAACUGUUACUGCCACGGACAGCACCGUUUCUGCUAUCGUGCUGACGAUGAAUGUGUUUUUGAGAGUGUCCGUGACUCCAAUGGUCUCUGGGAUUGUCCUGAUGGGUGGUCAUCAGAAGACGAAAACGGCCUUGACCUUGAGGGAACUGACCUUGAGGGAACUGACCUUGAGGGAACUGACCUUGAGGGAACUGACCUUGAGGGAACUGAAGACGCAGCAGAGGCUCCUCUUAUUGCAGAAGAAGAAAGGGGUCUUGCCCGCGGGGUAGCAGAUGACAUACUUAUCAAGACGAAGGGUUGUCAAGACCAUCAGGUUGGAGACCAGUGGGGUACGCCUGAUCAUGACAACUGCAUCUGUCAAGGUUCAGACCGCCUCUGCUAUCAUGUUGACUGCCUCCCUGGUUCUAAGAUUGUCAGUGACUCCAACGGCCCCUGGUACUGUGAUGCUGGUCUCUCCAAAAAAGACAUAACAGGAUCCGCUCUAGUGAUGCGGAACAGCGAAAACUUUAAGCGGGAGCCUUUAACUCUUGCAGCUGUAGCUACAGCCGCAGCCACCGGACUCGGCGUUGUUGCAGACGUACUUGGAGUAGUCGGGUUCAUCUUUGACCGCGUGGAGUCUGCACAAACAACGGCACAGCUUAAUGAAAUACAAGAUCAGAUUCGCGCGCUAGACACGAAGGUAAACGAGUUGACACAAAGCGUCAGUGACUUACAGUUGGGGCAACAAUACCUUCAGCAAGUCAUCCUGUACGGCCGCGAUGAGCGACGGCUAAAUAACAUGCUGGACACUCUCGCUAACAUGCAAGUCAGCAACGGACAGUACACAGCAGCGUACAAUACCGUAGCCUGGGCAGACAGCGUCCUGAGCUUUGGUUCCGAUGGGGUUCGGGAGGUAUUGAACAAUCUGUUGAAUAUGGUGAAGCCACAGUCAUCACUCUUCGCCGGAAAAUCUCUCUUUGAAAUCUAUCAUCAACAACUGCAAGGGAACCUCGUUGAGUACAGAGAGAAGAUGCCACGGAAAGUCACGCAGGUCUAUUCGCUAAUUGGAGGUGGAUACGCUGUCUGGAUUACAGCCCUCCGAAUCAAGGGACGUACAGGUGAAAUUCCGGCCAAGAAAGACGAGGCAGUACAAGCACUUAACAGUUUGACACCAAGCCUGGAAAAGUACUUUGUCUAUGGUACUUGUCCCUCUGGCUGGAACCGGCAUGCCAGGACGUGCUACAAAGCGUUUACCCUUUCCAAGACCUGGGUUGAUGCUUCCGCACACUGCAGCAACCAGGGGCGAGGCGGGAUGUUGGCAAUGGCAAAAGACAGCGGCACCAACAGCUUCCUCAUCAACCUCAAGAAUGCUGCAAGUACUGCAUCGGGGUUCUGGUUUGGGCUGAAUGAUAGGGCAUCAGAAGGUAGCUAUAAGUGGCCUGAUGGUUCCUAUCUUGGGUCUUACAAAUACUGGUCACCAGUCGAGCCAAACAAUGGGGGAAAGAAUUGGUGGGGCACUCCCCUGGGUAACGAAGAUUGUGUGGAGUUUUUCAGGAAAGGGUGGAGAAACAGCAACUGGAACGAUGUUAACUGUGGACAAAGACGAUACUUCCUCUGUGAAAGGAAACCAAAUGGUGAGUAAACGUCUUCAAUCAGAUACAAGGGGCUGAUUCUGGUGAUAGUUGAAUUUCCAGAACUUUUUUCUAUGUACUUGCUACAUAUAAAAGUCAAAUACGCAAAACUCAGAAUGAUUCCAACAAGCUUAUCAUGAUUGUAAUAUCAUACCACAGCUAAACAUUGGAAGUUUUGUUUAAUUCGCACUUACUGCAACAAGCAAUUAGAUCAUGUUAUGAAUGGCGACUUACCUAAAUACUAUAAUUGAAAAUCAUCACCAGGUGUAACAUUUUACACGUACGUAGCUUUAUAGAUAACUUCUAUUCAUGUGGUUUUCAUUGUCGUCAUUUCAGGACUCUAAGUGCCCAGCAAACCGUCCUGAAGUGAUUCCUGCCCUUGAUGCAAAUGGAUUAUCCUUUUUUUUACUACCACUUCAUAUCAACUUUCACUUACAUAUUGGCAUUUAGUAAUCUCUUUGUUUCUUCCAACCAAUUGCAGCUAUUCAAAUUCUCCUUUUUAAUUCCCAAAUUGAAAUGCCAGCCCAUGAGUCAAGUAUCAGGUACUGAUGGGUAAGAAUUUUUAAAAUAAUGAUCAGGAAUCACAUUCAAGUAAACGCAGAUCUUGAAAACAUUUCUAUUGGAACUGGAAAAAACGGGGAGGUUAACCCUUUAGUACUUACACAGAAUGACUUAGAGCCAUGAGAAAGUGUUCAGGAAACUCUCCUUUGAACUAUAACUGAACUAUAAUAAUUACACUGAUACAUUGUUCAAAUCUAAGCCGACUUCCUUUAACUUAAACCCUACCCUUGCAAAACGUUGUUCUGGAAUCAAUUUGAAACUGGAAAAAAGACUCUUGAAGGCAAACUCUUAAGAGCCUUGGGGGUGUGUUCAGGAAACUCUCCUUUGUGCAAUGACUAAUCAAACCUAAUCCGUUUGUAGACCUGCCCAUAUUCAGAUGUUGAAAAUAUUUCUCUCGAAACACGAAAACUUUAAUCUGAACUCUGCUGCAAAAAAUAACUGUUACAAUGUGCAAAGACUGUAAUCAGCAGGACCCAACCUACUGCUCAAAUCUAAACCGUUUCCUUAGACCUGUCCAUCUUUAGAUGUUGAAAAUAUUUGUCUUGAAACACCAAAAGACUUAAAUGUCAGAACUCGACUGCACUCGUAUAACAACUGUGAUUUGAACUUCACAGUGCAAACAUAAAACUGUUUGAGAGCCUCGAGAGUGUGUUCAGGACAUUCUCCUUUGUAGGAAAGAACUGUCUUGAAACUCGAAAAAAAUUGUCACAGUGAUUUGAACUUCUGCCUUGAGAAACUCUCAUUUGUACAAUGUGUAAAGAUUAUGUUGCGUGGCACACAGCCCUUGAAAACUCUUUAGCUUCAGCCAUUAUUUCAUCCUUGAAUAUGAUCGAUGUCACGCAUGUAUCAAAUGGUUGAAGGUUUUGCCAACUAAAUCUUAUAACAACAUUCGGAUUGCGAGUUCACUUCACGUUUUUGAAGGCAACAAGAUAGCAUCAUGAUUUCUUCACUCCGUGCUAAUAUAUGCAUGUGAACUAGAUCAUAUAACCUGUGACGUAUGUCACAGUUUUUUUACAUUUUAUCAUCGCUUAACUAGAUGCAAGCACACAAUGUCCUUCUGAUGACAAAAAUCGUACCAAGGUUACUUGAUGAAAAGUCGACAACAUUCAGUUUGUGGGUUUUCCUGAACUUCUGGAAGGCAGGGAAUUUAGAAAUUGUGAUUUUGUUACAGAGGUAGACGCUGUGCAGAUAAGAAAUGCAUAUGUAGGACUCCGCUUUUUUCAUUUUAUUCUUAACUAAUCAGCUACGGGCACACAAUGUCCUUCUGAUGACAGAACUCAUACCAAGAUUACUUGGUGAAAACCUGGCAACACUCAAAUCAUUGGUUUUCUUCAUGUAUGGAAAGCUGCAAGUUUAGGAAUGGUGGUUCUGUCAAAGAAGUAGACGCUGUGUCGAUAGGAUAGUGACUUUAGUUUUUCAAUUUAAUCAUAGCUUAAUUAGAUACAGGCACACAAUGUCCUUCUGAUGACCAGAAUCAUACCAAGAUUACUUGGUGAAAAAUUGACAACACUCAGUUUGUGAGUAUUCCUAGUUUUCUGGAAGGCAGCAAGUUUAAGAAUGGUGAUUUCGUCAAAAGAGGUAGACGCUGUGCAGAUAGGAGAUACAUAUGUAGGAUAAGUUUCUUCGUUUUAUUUUUAUGUAAUCAGAUACUGGCGCACAAUGUCCUUCUGAUGACAGAAAUCAUACCAAGAUUACUUGGUGAAAAACUGGCAACACUCAGAUCAUUGGUUUCUUUCAAUGUAUGGAAAGCUACAAGGAAUGUUGAUUCUGUUAAAGAAGUAGACGCUGUGCCGAUAGGAUAGUGACUUAAGUAUUUCAAUUUAAUCAUAGCUUAAUUAGAUACAAGCAUGCACACAAUGUCCCUCUGAUGACAGAAAUCAUACCAAGUGUACUUGGUGAAAAACUGACAACACUCAGUUUGUGAGCUCUCCUAGCUUUUUGGAAAGCUAUAAGUUUUAGAAAUUCUGAUUAUGUCAAAGAGGUAGACGCUGUGCUGUAGAGUACGCAUAUCUAGGUUAACAUAAUGACUAUAGACUGAUUUACUUAACAUGUAACGUAGCUUGCACAGUCAACUUGUUUGAUACUUGUUCUGCAACAUCCUCAGACACACCAUCCUAAAAUGUGGGUACUACAUUGAUUGAUGAAGAGAAAAUUCUGACCUGUAGCGCUAACAGUCAUUAUAAAUUCUUACAAGUUCUUGUUGAAAACAGGUUGACUGUGCAGCAAUGGUCACAAUGGUAAUGCCAUGAAGAUCCUUAUCUCCAAUCAGUUGUGUGGCUCUGUGUUGUUUGCCUUUUUGAUAGUGGAUUGUGGGUAAGGUCAAAGGUAAAUCGUUGAUAUAAAAACAAAUAUCCAGCAGUCGAGGAAAAAACUGUAUUCGACUAGAAAUUUAUACAUAUAAAAAUGUGCAAGUCAAACCAAACCCAUACAUCUUCAACUUAAUCCUCAUACUUAACUUCACAACAAGGGAAAUUUGAUUUAUUUCUAUAUAAUGAAAAAAACAGGGAUGGCUUGAAUUUCAACAGCGUUGGCACUGAACCCAUUUACCCCAAAACAGAAAAUAUUUUGAAAACAUUAGAUCAUGAUAACUGCAGGGCAGAAUGAGAUAAAUUUGAGGCCAAUGCUGUGGUUACCUAAUAAGACAGAUAUUUUGUCCACCACAUCAGUCUCGUACUAUGUGCUGAGUUGUUUACAAAAGGAACUUCUUGGUGUUUAUCAUUGAGACCCAUGCUAAGAUUUUGCUACUUUGUUUUUCAUAUAUAUCCGGAUAUCCAUAAGUAACGUUAAUAAGAUAGACCCCAGUUCUGUGCAGUUAAAAAAUCUAACACUGCAAAAUGAAAGAACGUUUCUUGCAGUAUUCAAAUGCACUGUACAUCAAUGACGUCAGCAGAUUUGUAAGAUCAUGUUAUCAGUAGAUGGAUGGAAGGAGGAGAUAUUGAAGAACCUUAAUUUGUGACAUGUGAAAACAUCCUAUUUGUGGUAGCAAAGCACGUGGAUGUGUCAUCCAUUAUCACAAGUAUGUGACUGGCUUGAUUAAGCGAUGACGCAAAGAUUGUGGUGAUAAAGAUCAUGAACUAUGGGCUGGUUUGUUCCAGUCACAGAGGAAUUACAUAAUGAAGACCAAGUAAUUAUAAAACAAGGAAGUCUGUAAGCAAGUAACAACCAAGCAGCUCCCAGCACUUUUACAUGUACAUCUGCUGUAUUUCAUUGAGACUGGUGAUGUUAAGGAAACAAAUUACUUUGUUGUACUUUUAUUUUGGAAAUUCUGCAUUAAAGUAAAAUGCUUCUGGCUA